Mizuhopecten yessoensis (Yesso scallop) is the source of this 2075-nucleotide messenger RNA. Its product is annotated as leucine-rich repeat-containing protein 74B-like. Bases 250 to 2055 code for a protein of 601 amino acids. Gene Ontology annotation, molecular function: calcium ion binding; protein binding. The transcript has 11 exons. NCBI's taxonomy places the organism in Eukaryota, Metazoa, Mollusca, Bivalvia, Pectinida, Pectinidae. The record is from RefSeq and is a predicted model, not a curated record.
UGGUAAAAACGAUAUACAGCCACCACUGGGUCGAUAAAGGAUAUCUCUGGUGAUAUUGUUUCUACCCGUUUGUGACAUCACAGCAGCGGGUGACCAGGCGAACAUCCGGCUUAUCUAUUUUCCUUGUUCAUUUGACUGUUUAAGAGCAACCCGUGGAUAGCUCCCGGGUUCCGUAAAAGUUAUCCUGUUCUACACAACCAGAAACCAAUGGGUCCUUAGGACAUCCUUCAUAGACAAACGGAAAUCAAGAUGGCGGCUGUUACAGGGGCCGUCUCGGGAACGAGCACUCCCUUCCGGGAAUGCGAAUCUAGAAAUGGCUCGGACAGUACACCAAAGCGAAGAACUCCCUCCCUCAAUGGAAGUGCUAAAUUCAGACGAGUUUCCUCAGGAAGAAGUGGACAGAGUGGUGCAAGUCCCCACAGUGUCUUGUCAGUUGAAGACAAAAUGGCAGCAUUACAAAAUUUAUUUUCUGACAAAUUGUUGAUAACAGAACUUAGAGGACAACAUGGUGCAACUCGUAAAGUGGAAAACGAUUAUAAUGUCGAUGAAGAAGACGACGAUAAUUUCACUAUGUCAGAUUAUCCGAUGGAUGGACGUUACUCCAAGGAAACUGAUUACGAAACAGAUCUCGAUAUGGACUAUGAAGAGUGGAUACACGAAGAGGAGAUCCAACUGGAAAAUGAUAAAUCAGGGGAUAGAAAAUAUAUUCACAUGUGCAAUGAAACUGGUGUUAUACCGGUUACUUAUUUUAUUAAGCAUAUUGAGGACAAGGAAUUCCGAAUGAGAUUCCACGGCCUGGGGCCUCUUGGUGCUAAAGCUAUUGCAUACCCAAUGAAGUCAAACAAAAAAAUUGAAGUUCUAAAUCUGGAGGGAAAUUGGAUCCUCGGAGAGGGAUCGGAAUACUUAGCAAGGAUGCUGAUGGGAAACUUUUGCAUCACUGAGCUGUAUCUCGCGGAAAACAGAAUUGGCAACACUGGUGCUGAAGCAAUGGCAGAUCUGCUGUCAAAGAAUGACGUCAUCGUGACGAUUGACCUCUCCGGAAACGAGAUAGAGGACAGCGGCGCCGAAAAGCUUUGUACCACACUUCUGAAAAACCCGUCAGUCAAGCAUCUCUACCUAGCCAACAACCGUUUAGAGGAGAGGGCAGCUAUAUCUCUUAGGGAAUUACUUUCACAAAAUGAGGUCAUCGAAACACUGGACUUGAGUUGGAACCAUUUCCGGACUAAGGGUGCAGUGGCGUUGGGUGAAGGACUUAUGGAAAACUACGGAUUAAGGAGUAUGAAGUUAGCCAUGAACGGACUCGGCCGAGAUGGCUCAGAAGCAAUUGGAAAAGCCUUGAAAGUAAACAGGACCCUUAAAGAUCUAAAUAUAGCCCACAACAGAAUCCCGGAACGAGGCGCCAUCAUGAUCGCAGCAGGAUUACAAACUAACGACUGCCUCGAAACACUACGAAUCGGCUCCAACCCUCUAGGACCUGCUGGACCGGUAGCCAUAAUAACAGAGGUCAGCAGAAACGACGUGAGCUCAAUAGAUACGUUGGACUUUUCGAAUGUGUUGGUCACAACUGAAUUCCAGAAAGUUCAGGAAAAUCUUGAAGCUUCACGUUCGAUAACAAUAACACAUGGAGGUAUAGUUGGAGAGAAAUAUGAAAUGGAUUAUUUGACCCAUGACCCCUUGGCAGAGUUCAGACGUGAUCCUAUUAACAGACUGUUUGAAUACGCAAAGGACACGGGAUAUCGACUCAUUGAUCUAUUUAAGGACUUCGACAAAGACAAAAGCAAUUCAAUCAGCAAGGACGAAUUCAUCAUUGGGAUCAAGAGGGCUGGUAUGAAAAUCAGUGUUCGACAAAUGGAAAUAUUAAUUGAGAAACUGGACAAAAAUAAAGACGGUUCCGUAGAUUUUGGAGAGCUUAUUGAUGCAGAUGCAGCGAACCGACAGCAACAACGAAAGCUGAUGAAGACCCGAGAAUCCACAAUGUCGAGAGAUACCAGGCCUGAAUUUCGGUUAGAGAGAACUGAAUCCAUACUGACUAAGGAAAUGUUAGAAGGCGUUUGACACGAGUCGAUAUACAAUAU